ACACGCUAUUCGUGCUCUUCUUCUUCUUCUUCUUCUUCUCUGCUUGUUCUCUUUGCGGGGAAUUCUAGAUCUUGAUCGAUAGAAGGGCUUGGAGAUGGAGCUCAAGCCGGGCAUGUCCGCUCUCGUUACUGGUGGAGCUUCCGGGAUUGGUAAAGCACUUUGUUUUGCUCUUGCAAAAGAAGGUAUACAUGUCACAGUUGUUGACUACUCUGAAGGGGAAGGACAAGAAGUGACAUUUUUAAUUGGAAAAGAGAUCGAAAAGUUCUAUCCAGGACUUAAAUUUCCAUCUUCUAUUUUUGUUAAGUGUGAUGUUACUAAUGCUGGAGACAUUGCUGCUGCUUUCAAGAAACACUUGGAGACAUACGGAGGACUAGAUAUCUGUAUUAACAAUGCUGGGAUCGGUACUAGUGUGCUAUUUCAUAAAGAUGAAUCUGAUGGUAAUAGCACAUGGAGGCGUACUGUAGAUGUAAAUUUGAUUGCUGUUAUUGACUGCACACGCCAUGCGAUUAAAGCAAUGCGGUCAACAAAAAAGCAUGGUGUGAUAAUAAAUCUUGGGUCCGGCUCAUCCUUUAGUCCGUUGUAUACUGACCCUGUCUACUCUGCAACCAAAGGAGGUGUUGUUAUGCUCACAAGAUCACUUUAUUCAUUAAUUCGUGAAGGCAUUCGUGUAACUGCACUUUGUCCUGAGUUUGUUCAAACAAAGUUGGGUUCAACUGUAAGCCCUCGAUUAAUAGAGUCGCUUGGGGGCUUCAUAAACAUGGAGACGGUUGUUGAUGGUGCAUUUAAGCUUAUAAAAGAUGAGAGCAAGGCUGGUGCUUGUCUAUUUAUCAGUAAUCGUAAAGGCAUGGAAUAUAUCCCUGCUGUGAUUGAAGGAAAAAGGGGCAUACUACCUUCUUAUAACGUAAAAGGAAGCUUCAUACAUCCUGGGGUUUCUAACCUUAACUUACCCCACAGUUAUGAGAAAAUAGUUGUACAUAGUCUAGAUCACAAUUUCCGGGCUGCUACAAAAAUUGUUCCAUCACAAUUGAGCUUGCCUAUCAAACCUGGAUGUGCCCUUGUGAAAGUUUUAUAUGCCGGUGUCAAUGCCAGUGAUGUAAACUUCAGCUCUGGCCGCUAUUUCAGUGGUGGCAAGGCAGACAUUACCCAGCGCCUUCCAUUUGAUGCAGGCUUUGAGGCUGUCGGCCUUAUUGCUGCUGUAGGUGAGUCAGUCCAUUUAAAAGUUGGGACCCCUGUUGCACUUAUGACUUUUGGAAGCUAUGCUGAAUUCACUGUGGUUCCUGCAAAACAUCUGCUUCCUGUUCCAAGGCCUGACCCGGAAGUUGUGGCAAUGCUCACAUCUGGUUUGACAGCAUCAAUAGCAUUAGAAAGAGCAGGACAGAUGGAAUCUGGACAAGUAGUGCUAGUUACAGCAGCUGCAGGAGGAACUGGACAAUUUGCUGUUCAGCUUGCGAGAUUGGCAGGAAAUAAGGUAGUUGCUACAUGUGGAGGUGAAAGCAAGGCUUCGCUGUUGAAGUCCUUGGGAGUGGAUUGUGUAAUUGAUUACAGAAAGGAAAACAUAAAAGCUGUGUUGAAGAAAGAAUUCCCCAAAGGAGUUGAUAUUAUUUAUGAAUCUGUUGGUGGAGAAAUGUUUGAUCUGUGUUUAAAUGCUUUGGCGGUAUAUGGACGACUCAUCGUAAUCGGAAUGAUAUCACAGUAUCAAGGAGAACAUGGGUGGGAACCCCGGAAUUAUACUGGCUUGUGUGAGAAGAUUCUUGCGAAGAGUCAAACUGUGGCUGGAUUUUUCCUUGUUCAAUAUGCUCACCUCUGGCAACAACAUUUGAAUAAGCUAUUUGAUCUCUUCUCCACUGGAAAACUCAAGGUUUCAGUGGAUCCAAAAAAAUUUCUGGGUCUCAAAUCAGUAGCAGAUGCAGUUGAGUAUCUCCAUUCUGGUCAAAGCCUGGGCAAGGUGGUUGUAUGCAUUGAUCCAGCAUUUUGCCAUCAGUCAUCAAAACUAUAAAAAGUGCAACUCAAUCAUCAGCAAGUAUACAAAAAAAGAAAACCACUGUUACUGUACUUUCAAGCAGAAUAAUAAUUGUCUAAAUCAUGUUCAGGAAAGCUUGUGAUUUUAAGCCAUGAUACCAAAGACCUCUUUUUAUAGUGUUUGAUGUUCUGUUUCUAAUUGGUGAGAUGAUGAAAAUUUGGUGAUACUUGGAGCUCCAAGUAUAUUAAUUAAAUGAUUUAUGGGCUGUAUGGUGAUUUGUGUAGGGACUAUCACUUAUUUUUUAUUAUUA
This is a messenger RNA of Dioscorea cayenensis subsp. rotundata (Guinea yam), 2270 nucleotides long. RefSeq names its product probable quinone oxidoreductase. The record is from RefSeq and is a predicted model, not a curated record. The transcript is spliced from 18 exons. Gene Ontology annotation, cellular component: mitochondrion. Bases 95 to 1996 code for a protein of 633 amino acids. NCBI's taxonomy places the organism in Eukaryota, Viridiplantae, Streptophyta, Magnoliopsida, Dioscoreales, Dioscoreaceae. Gene Ontology annotation, molecular function: oxidoreductase activity; zinc ion binding.